AUGCGGGGCGAGGAGUCGUCUGAUUCGGAGUCGGGCCGCAUGGAGGAGAGCGUCGUGCGGAGGAGUUUGGAGACGCUGUGUCAGGAGCUCAACAUGGACGAACGCACAGCUACCGAGGCCAUGGACAACUUUACAGCCAUUUGGAACACGUACACGCUGGAGGGCGAGCUAGUCCACUGGCUAGCUUGCGCAUUGUACGCCGCCUGCAGGAAAGGGUCCGUUCCGACGGUGGGAAAAGGCUUCAUGGAGGGUAACUGCGUGUCGCUCACCAGGAUUCUGCGCACCGCCAAACUCAGCCUGAUGGAGUUCUUCUCCAAAAUGCGCAAAUGGUCGGACAUGUCCAACCUGAGCGAGAACUUCCGCCUUCGCGUGGAGCGUCUGGAGCGCAACUUUGAGGUUUCCACCGUCAUCUUCCGCAAAUUUGAGCCUAUCUUCGCCGCCAUGUUCCGUGGACCCUGUGAGGCUCCGCCCCCUCCAACGCGCCAGCCCCGAGGCCGGAAGCACCGCCGGCUGCCCUGCCACACCGCCGACGUCUUUAAAUUUUGCUGGACGCUUUUUGUCUACACCAAAGGGAACUUCCACAUGAUCGGCGACGACCUGGUCAACUCGUACCACCUACUGCUGUGCUGUCUGGACCUGGUCUUUGGAAACGCGUUGAUGUGCGCCAACAGAAAGGAGCUCAUUAACCCCGCCUUUAUUGGGGAGGAAGUGCAGGCGUGCGCCGACGAGGCGUCUCCAUGCGUGCUAGAGAGAUUGUGCGAGCUUCACGACGGCCUGGUGGUGGAAGCCAAAGGCAUCAAACAGCACUACUUCAAACCCUAUAUGCACAAACUCUUCUGCCGACAGAUCCUGAAGGGCAACGCGGACCUUUUAACCGAACUUCUGGAUCCUCACAACUUUAUCGACAACAACAAAGCGCUCAACCGCGAGUACGAGGAAUACGUGUUGACAGUGGGAGACUUUGACGAGCGUAUUUUCCUGGACGCCGAUGCCGACGAGGAAAUCGGAACGCCCAGAAAAAGCUUCAUGCAUUCUGCCGCCGCAGGGACGGGGCAAAGCGGCCCCCAGAAGCAGCUCCAGCAACACGUGGAGAAGUCCGCCUCUCUGGCGCCCUCUACGCCCCUGACUGGCCGCGGGUACCUGAAGGAGAAGGAUGCAGCGGCCACACCGGUGUCGUCAGCCACGCAAAGCGUCAGUCGGCUUCAGAGCAUGGUGGCCGGACUACGGACCGCCCCCAGCGAGCAGCUGCUGCGCAUUUUCAAGUCAUGCUCAAGAGACCCCACGGAGGCCAUCGUAAGCCAGGUGAAGACGCUCGGGCAAACCUUCAAGGAGCAUUACACCAACGAUUCCGGUCACUCGGCGGGUUCUCACGUCGAUUUUGCCAAGAGUCGCCUGAAGCUGGCAGAGAUUCUCUUCUACAAAGUUCUGGAGAACGUCCUGAUGCAGGAGACCAAGAGACUGCAGGGAAAAGAUAUGAGCGCUUUGCUAGAGCAGGACAUCUUCCACUGCUCCCUUCUGGCGUGUUGCCUGGAGGUAGUACUGUUCUCCUACAGCUCCCAGAGGACAUUUCCUUGGAUUAUCGACAUCUUCAAGCUGGCCCCCUUCUACUUCUUCAAGGUGAUCGAGGUGUUCAUCCGCUCAGAAGAAGGCCUCUCCAGAGACAUGGUGAAGCAUCUCAAUCUGGUGGAGGAGCAGGUGCUGGAAAGCCGGGCGUGGACCUCUGACUCCGCCCUGUGGAGUGCCUUGCGGGCGGCCGGAGACAAAGUGCCUACUGUCGAGGAGGUGAACUUCUCGUCUAGUCUGGACUCCGGCGGUUCGGCCACGCCUGGCACGGCCCAGGCCCACCUUCCCCUGGUGGCGCUGUCACCCAUCGUGCACCCUCGCAUCCGAGAGGUCCGGUCAGGCAUGGGCAGCGCACGAAAAGAAGUUCCAGUGUCCCCGCUGGCGGUACAGGACCGCUACAGCUCUCCCACCGCAGGCAGCGCCAAGCGCCGGCUGUUCGGCGAUGACCCGCCAGCAACGGUGGCCGCAGCUGCCGUCACGUCACCCACUAAGCGGUUGACGCUCAGCUCCGCCGGCACCCUCAAGAUCGGACCCCAGGCGGGACAGACCACUGUGCUCAGUAUACCGCUGCAAGGCGGUGGUGGCGAACGCACCAUCACGUUAAUCCCCGUCCAGCCGUGCGACACGUCGAGUGGCGUCACGGCUCAGUUCCUCCUGACGGCGUCACCCGGCCGCCCGCUUCCCGUUGCUGUUCCGGCGUCACCCACCCCGUCCGAAAGCCAGGUUGCCGGAUGCGGGCGGCCGCAACGCACCGGAUCUCUGGCGCUCUUCUUCAGGAAGUUGUACCACCUGGCCAGCGUGCGUCUCCGUGAUCUGUGCGCCAGGCUGGACAUCUCGUCUGAGCUGCGCGCCAAGAUCUGGACGGGCUUGGAGCAUUCUCUUGUCCACGCCACUGAACUCAUGAGGGACCGACACUUGGACCAGAUGCUGCUCUGCGCUGUCUACAUCAUUGCCAAAAUCUCUAAAGAGACGCACACGUUCCAAGACAUCAUGAAGUGUUACCGCAGCCAACCUCAAGCUAGCAGCCAUGUGUACCGCAGCGUCCUCUUGCAGCGUUCUCCCGGGCGGCGGGAUGUGUCAUCCUCGGACGACAUCAUGGAGGCGGAGCCCACGGAAAGCCAGGAAGAACGCGGCGACCUCAUUCAAUUUUAUAACAACGUCUACGUGCUGAAGAUGAAAAGCUACGCCUUGAGAUACGCCUCAUUUGAUAACAGAACAGACGCUCCACCACUUUCUCCGUUCCCAUCGGUGCGUUGCCACCCUCCUUCUCCCCGCCGCGUGUCUCAGCGCCAUUCCUUGUACGUGUCCCCGCACAAAGGGUCCGCGGGAGGACCCGCGCCACACGCCUUCACCUAUCGCUUCAACAGCAGCCCGUCGAAGGAGCUGUCUGACAUAAACCGCAUGCUGCGUCAGGGCUGCAAUGGGCGCAAGCGCGCGCUAACCGCAGAGGGCCAGCCCGCUGCCGCCACACCGCCGUGCCACUCCCCCAGCAAGCGAGCCUGCCCCGACGGCGGCGGCGCCGACAUUCUCUUCAAACGGCUGCAGGACGUCGUGUCGGAACGACAGAGCCACUGA
Molecule: messenger RNA, 3138 nt
Organism: Nerophis lumbriciformis (worm pipefish)
Lineage: Eukaryota; Metazoa; Chordata; Actinopteri; Syngnathiformes; Syngnathidae
Source: RefSeq, a predicted model, not a curated record